Molecule: messenger RNA, 2961 nt
Organism: Parnassius mnemosyne (clouded apollo)
Lineage: Eukaryota; Metazoa; Arthropoda; Insecta; Lepidoptera; Papilionidae
Source: the annotation of a GenBank genome assembly
AUGGUGUCGACUUUGAAUCUUCAAGAAAAAUAUAAUAAAGUACGCAAAAGUUUCUGCUUUUAUUUGGAUAUUCAAGAACCUGGACUCUCUAAAUCCAUAUCGAGAAGAUUACAGGACAUGGGUUUGCAAGAGGAAGUGUUUCUAACUCCACGAGUGACACACGUGGUCGGGUCCCGCGCGGCGCUGGUAGCGUGCGGCAGCGCGGGCGGGCCGCGAUGCGCGCGGCGUGAGGGGCGCGCGCGCGCCGAUGCCAUGCUGGAGCGGCUGCGGCCGGAGCCCCAGCCAGUGCCGCCCCACCCUCACACCUAUGUGCACCUCACCGUUCAAAAGGCUAUAAGUCUAUUGGAUAAGCUAUAUGAGACAUUCUUCACGGCACCGCGUAAAACGCAUGUCAGACUCUUCAGUAAACAUUUUAUCAAGAUUGAAUUUUUGGACAAACUGUGCAAAUCAGUUUACAAGGAGUUUGAUGAAUGGCCUCAAAUAUCUUUAGAGCCUGAUCCACCAAAAGAGAAAAAGGAAAAAAAACAAUCCCCUGAAAAUCUCAUUAAUACUAUUAAGAAUACUGCAGGUCAGAAGAUGACUAGAAAGAGUCGACCUCGAAUAAAGGAAAGAGAAGAAAAAGAACAAAAGGGAGGUUACUGUGAAAUGUGUAACACAGCCUAUGCAGAUGCGGCUUCACACCGUCGAUCACCGCACCAUCUAGCUUUCGUCAGAGACCACACAAAUUUUAUUGCACUUGACUCUUUAAUUAGUUCAGGAGCAGAUGUUUCUACAUUCCUUGAUAAAGCGACACCUAUUAAUGGCGAAAGACGAUCUCUAAGGAAAUUCUGCAAUGGCGAUGCAGAACCAAAAACUAAGCGAUCAAAAACAUCCCAGUCCCCUGAGUCAACAGUUAAUGGCAGCCAAAGUCCAAAACGCAAUGGUGGGCUUGAUGAUGAAAAGAAACAUAAUACACGAUGUAAUAAAAAGUCCAGUGAGUCCCAGAUAUCUGAAGAUCGCCAGUAUUACAAAGUGGUUGGUGUGAGCACUAAGCUUCGAUCUAGUGGCGGUUUUACCCCAAAAAGCAAAGACCCACCAACAGCAUGCAAUGGCACAAAACCUUUAGUUGUUAAGUUUAGAAAAGUUAGACGUUCAGAACUUUCAGUUCUAAGUGAUGAAGCAGAACAAUUUAUGUUUCCAAAACGAGCAAGUUCAACAAGUUCCACAUCAUCUGAAGAUAAGGACGAUGAUAAUGACGAUGAUGAAGAGGAUAAAGAAGAGAUUUCCCGAACGAAAAGAAAGACCCCACCAAAAACCGUGAUCCAACCAAUCAAUGAUCGACAAAGAUUAGCUAGGCCCCUAGCUUUGAAAGAAGAAUCAUCUGAAGAAGAUAGCUGGUCUGAGAACCAAAGAAAACGGAAAAAGCGGGGAUCUGUUGGAAAUAAACGAGGGCGACGAAAUAAAACACCUGUUGUUGAUCUCCCGCCAAUGCCACCGGAACCUAAACAACCAUCACCAUUACCAUCAUCGUCACCAACACCACCACCACCACCACCACCAUUACUACCCCUCUCUCAGCAGCCACCAGAAAUGCCACCUGAAGCUGAGAUUAACCCAUUAAGAGAAGAACUUUCCGAAAAGUGUAUGAAAUGGGAGGAUGGUAGACUGAAGUAUACCCCAGCAGUAGAAAAUUUAGAAUUUGCCUUUGAGUCAAUACCACACAGUGAGCCUUGGUUUGAAACAUUUAAACGUCAAGACCAAGACAAAGUAGCGACAAGAAAUAUACCACAAUAUUUUGCAUUAUAUUCAAAAUCCCCAAAGUUACCCUAUGAAAUUGGUCAGUUACCACCAUUGAAGCCAAAUUGUUGUCCUCUUAGUGACAUAGCUAAACGUGACGAUAAACCUGGUCCUUCACGUUCGUAUGGGACGCGCGGUAUGAAGAAACAGAAGAUAAGAAAAAGAACAGUAGCAUUAAUGGCAUUAGAACAUCCUAGAAAGUCCCCAAGAGAACAUGCCUCUACACUAGCAAUACUUGGAUCAGCAGGAUUGUUGCAUAGGCGAAAACAUCCAGAAGAUGCAAAAUCAACAGCAUCUGAAGACACUAUCAGCGACACUCAUAGCACUGCAAAAGUGGAACCUGUUAUAUCUGAAACUCAAGAAGCCUCUGAGAGACUUCAACAGUUUUUGUCAGAAGUGUUUGAGGACGCUGCUGAUUAUGACAUCUCCGAUGACAUCAUGGAAGGCGAUGCAACAGUUACUACAUCUACAAACAUUCCAGAUGUUUCCAGCUUAGUGUCAGAAUGUGACAACUGUGAUAUUAUUAGAAAUGAAAUAAAACAGAGUAGUUCUGUUCAUGCGAGAACUAAAAAGGGUAAAUUUAAGAAAAAGAACAAGACAGGAUGGCCUAGUAAAAGGAAGCAAGUUAAAAAGGAUUCCCGCAAUAGUAGUAUGGAGACAGAUGAAAAAGCAGAGAGUUUUCAAUCUUCUAUAGAACCCCCAGAUGAUGAAACUACUCAAGACACUAUCAUUGAAGAAGAUCCAAAUCUAUUAGAGACUGAGAAAGAUGAAACACUAAUAGAAAAUAAGGAAAAAUUUGAGGAUGUUGAAAAAGAAGAUACAAAAGCAGUAGAAGAAAAUUUUAUGGGAUCUCAAACUCAUUAUGAGAAAACAGAAAUUGAUAUAUCUCACCCGAAAGAAGAAAAGCUAAUACCUGAUGAAAAGUCAGUUCAUUUGGAUUUGAAAGUUUUAGUUCAAGACAAACUUAAGCAAAAGACCGUAAAAGCUGAAGAUAAUGAUUGUAAAAGAACUUCACGGUCAUCUGCCUCUGAGACAGAAGAAAAAGAUAGGAACUCUAAAAAGAAACGUCCAAUAUUGCCUGUAGGGGAUUGGUUACAGCCUAUAGUGAGAGUAUCCAGAAUGGAUCCAAAUAGUGCAAUGCGGUUACGUUCUGCCGGUCGAGCUCGAACUAACCGUUACAGAUAG